Monoraphidium neglectum is the source of this 657-nucleotide messenger RNA. RefSeq lists its product as hypothetical. Bases 1 to 657 code for a protein of 218 amino acids. Lineage: Eukaryota; Viridiplantae; Chlorophyta; Chlorophyceae; Sphaeropleales; Selenastraceae. Gene Ontology annotation, molecular function: DNA-binding transcription factor activity. Gene Ontology annotation, biological process: regulation of DNA-templated transcription. The record is from RefSeq and is a predicted model, not a curated record. The transcript is spliced from 4 exons.
AUGGAGAACGCAAUGUUGGCCAGCCUCAUCGGCGACAUGCCGCGCAGCUGCACCCCAGGCGUGCCGCAGGCAGCACUCCAGGCCGAGGCGUACAGGAUCGACGCCCUGCAGCAGGCCAUCCUGGCCACCCUCAACGGCACAAGCAGCGGCGCGUUCGGCCAGCCCGCCGCCGCCCCACAGCCCACCAGCCUCUUCUCGACGCCCGCGCCCGCGCCUGUGCCCGAGCUUGCGGCGCCGCACGCGGCGCCACUCACGCGCGCCUUCGGCGGCCCUGCGGCGGCGCAGGCGGCGGCGGAACGCUCUUCUGGCUCCCGCGGCAGCGGCGCCAACAGCGGCGGCACCAGCGACACCGCCGCCGCGGUCGCCGCCGCGUCGGACGACGCCGCGGGCGGCGCCCUGAGCCGCGGCGGGGCGGCCGCGCCGCGGCGGCUGCAGGCGGCACGAGAGAAGAACCGGCUGGCGCAGCGGCGCUUUAGGGAGAAGCAAAAGUCGACCAUCACUGUCCAAAAGGAGAAGAUCGACGGCAUGACGCGGCAGGUUGAGGACUUGAGCAGGGAGGUCCAGAUGCUGCGAGAGGAGAAUAGCUUGCUGCGCUCACAGCUGGUGGGCGGCGCGGCGCUGCGCAAGGAACUCAUCAAGCGCAGGCCCGCGGCGUGA